AUGACGAGUAUUGAGGCUGGUAAUAGUGAUGAUGUUGGAUAWMYCACGAUGUCAACYGAGUUACCUACCAAUACCACAGGUAAUCUACUGGUGUCMGUUUUUUUCUUACAAAACCGUAAGAUUCUCCUGAAAAAGACCUACUACAUGGUCCUGUUUGCCCUGUCAAUCACCGACAUACUGACAGCUGUAUUCUUACUCGUGACGCCCGCAUUCCUCUUUAUCAGCGGUAUGCCAGAGCCAACCAAUCGAGUUGCGUUGYUGAUCUACUGCAAGGUAUUAUGGGGCAGACUGMUUUUGUUCAUUUUCGGAGUGGCUUCAGUUUACUUGAUACUACUGCUGACCGCUGACCGUUGGAUUGCAGUCAUGAAGUACAGUCAGUACAAGACGCUAAUAAACCGCAGUAGGGUGGUGAAAGGCAUCGUAUUAUCCUACAUUCUUGGAGUUCUGUUUGUGCUUCCAAGUCAUCCAAACGUCGAAGUUUAUCCUGAACGGCCUUCAGGGCAAAGAUGUAGUUUCAUAGCCACACCGCACUUGAGGAUCACAGUCACGAUAAACUUUAUUGGAAAAGCUCUGUUCCCAUUCCUGGCCGUAGCUAUCAUGUAUGCACAAGUCGUCUACAAGAUGAAGACGACGUCUCAGGUCUUGACACAACAACAGUCCACUAAAGAACCAAGAAAACGUAUCACAAAAAUUGCAUUUAUCGCUUCGUUUACCAUMCUGCUGUGCUGGCUACCYAAUCAGAUCAAUUUACUGCUAUUUGCCUACCAGAAAUCCUCGGUCGAGUCCUCGUUCCAUGACUUCACGGUCGGUUUGGUGUUCAUGACGUCAUCCAUCAACCCAUUCCUCUAUGGUUUAACGAGUAAGAAGUUUAGAAAGGGAUACUUGGAUAUAAUGCUAGGCAYCACACACUGCCGACGAUCUAUGGACAUCUCAAGUACACAGASCGCAGUCCAAGUAGGUCCAUCUGAAGUCCAAGAUCAAGCUAAAAGCACUCCAUUGCAAGUAUCACAUGAUAUUGCUAUGAAGGAAUCUUCUCUCAGUCUUUUAAGACUGACAUUAAAAUGUCAUCUGAACUGAACUAAACCAUGUGGGAUAAAAUAACGAA
Exaiptasia diaphana is the source of this 1105-nucleotide messenger RNA. RefSeq names its product adenosine receptor A3. Gene Ontology annotation, biological process: G protein-coupled receptor signaling pathway. Gene Ontology annotation, molecular function: G protein-coupled receptor activity. The record is from RefSeq and is a predicted model, not a curated record. Bases 1 to 1077 code for a protein of 358 amino acids. The transcript has 3 exons. Gene Ontology annotation, cellular component: membrane. Lineage: Eukaryota; Metazoa; Cnidaria; Anthozoa; Actiniaria; Aiptasiidae.